AUGACAAUGCUUAAGAACAAACGCAUAACCUUUUCACUGAUCUUCGUGUGUCUCGUGAUGGUGUCUCCAAUGGCUAAGGCUCAGCUGCUUGGUGGUCUAGGUGCCUUCUCGGUGGUGGGGGCUUCUUGGUGGUGGAGGUGGUGGUGGUGUCCUUGGAGGAUUUUAGGUCUCAUCAAUAUUCAAGGCGUACUUCGUUGCUCUGCCAAUGGCAAUGUCUCCGCUCCUGCUUUCGUUAAUGCCGGCGUUCAGCUCCAGUGCGGAGGACAGAACAACGUCGUUUCAACGGCGACUACAAACGGUGCCGGAUUAUUCUCGAUGCUUGUAAACCCAAUACAGCUUGUGCUUUCUCAACUCCUCUCCGAUUGUCAGGUCGCAGUCACAACCCCUCUCGCCACCUGCAACGCCGCACUUCCUACCGGCCAACUCCUCUCAUCACCGUUGGCCCUCGUCGGAGAAACCGUCUCUGGUCUCCUCCGCGUCGCCAACCUCCGCCCCACUGGCUUUACCCUCGCUAAUUAGUGA
This is a messenger RNA of Raphanus sativus (radish), 522 nucleotides long. Its product is annotated as phylloplanin-like. Bases 1 to 519 code for a protein of 172 amino acids. Lineage: Eukaryota; Viridiplantae; Streptophyta; Magnoliopsida; Brassicales; Brassicaceae. The transcript has 3 exons. The record is from RefSeq and is a predicted model, not a curated record.